This is a messenger RNA of Octopus sinensis (East Asian common octopus), 2931 nucleotides long. Its product is annotated as tyrosine-protein kinase TXK. NCBI's taxonomy places the organism in Eukaryota, Metazoa, Mollusca, Cephalopoda, Octopoda, Octopodidae. The record is from RefSeq and is a predicted model, not a curated record. Gene Ontology annotation, biological process: peptidyl-tyrosine autophosphorylation; intracellular signal transduction. The coding region runs from base 599 to 2473 and encodes 624 amino acids. Gene Ontology annotation, molecular function: protein binding; non-membrane spanning protein tyrosine kinase activity; ATP binding. The transcript is spliced from 18 exons.
UUGUAGUGAGGGAGAAGCAGAAAAAGAGAGCGGUAAGGAAAACAAGUAAAAUAGAGAUAAGAAGGUUAUGUUCAAUAGAAAAUUAAGAGAAAGAAUAAGCGGGGAGGUUAAUGUAAUAAGGAUGAGGGGUGAAGAGGAAAAGAAAGCCACAGAAAAUACUUGUAUUGGAAUGAGGCGUAAAACGUGAGAGAGAAGAGGACGAAUAUAGGGUGACAAAGAUAAAAAGUUAGUGAGAGAGAGAGAAAGUAAGGAAAGCGCGCGCGAUCGAAACGGAGAGAGUGAAAGAGAGAGAGAGAGAAAGUUCGGCGUGACUACUUUUACUUCCGUGGACUCUACAGCGACAGGACGUUAUUACUUCUCCUCGUUAUUGUUGAUUAUAUUGUUAUUUACGUGCCUUCUUCAAAUCUUUCCUUAUCUUGUGUCCCUUAAGUGACUUUGUACAACCAGAAAGAAUUUUUUCAUAACCCAGUUGCCUCCUCGAGCUGUGACGAGGCUACGGUACCAGUUUUAAAUGGAGUCUUCCUUGGAGUAAAACAGAAAAUUAAAAAAAUUUUAAGGAGAUAAUCCAAGCUUGUCUGAUGUUGUCCUUGGUCCCAACAUGUCACAGCAGAACAAUUGUGAGUUACUCGCUGAUUUCAUGAAGAAACGCUCUCAAAACAAAAAGACCAUUACCAGACAAUGCUACAAGAACCGGUGGUUUGUGAUUGACAGCAAUUUUCUGUCGUACUAUGAUGGCACUCCAAUGAAAAGGGGUACCAAAAAAGGUGUAAUAAGUUUGGAAAAAAUUCAUGUUGUCGAAGAAGUGGAGAAUCUUUCUUUGGACCAACUUAUAAAUGUUCUCCAGAUUGUGUAUGAAGAAUAUGGAGAAUGUUACACAUUGUAUAUUGUUGCGGAUACCAGCAAACAGAGAGAAACCUGGAUUAGUACGAUACGACACGAAUGUCUGAAGAAAAAUGCCAGUUUCUACCUUAAAUACCAUCCUGGGGUAUGGACAAAAAGUUUAAAGAAGUACAAAUGCUGUGACCAGAUUGACCGCAAUGCUCCGGGAUGUAAACUGUCUUUUAUUGAGAGACAUGAAGAAGUUCCUGCUCGCUUAAAUAAAGUUCCCUCCACCCACACGGAUAUGAGUGAAUCUAGUAACGAGAAGAUAUAUGUUGCUAUCUACGACUACUCGCCAUAUGAUAAACGAGAUCUCCAGUUGACCACUGGAGAGCGCUAUGAAAUACUUAAUGACUCCAAUGAGCACUGGUGGCUUGCAAAGAACAAACGAGGGGAGAAAGGCUACAUUCCAUCCAACUAUGUGAAGAAACUGUGUGAUCUGGAAAUAUUUGAUUGGUAUUAUAAAGACAUCACUCGACAAUAUUGUGAGAUGCUGCUGAAGAAGGAUGGUCGUGAUGGUUGUUUUAUGGUGCGUGAUUCCACAACAAAAGGAAAUGUCUACACUAUCUCUGUUUAUUGUAAAGAGAAGUCUCGCCACUACCAUAUAAAGGAAACGCCAGAUGGAAAAUUUUACUUGCACGAGAAAAAUACUUUUGAUACAAUGGCUGAUCUUAUUUAUUAUCAUAAACAUAACUCUGCAGGUCUUGAAACAAGACUACGCUAUCCUCCAACUCAUGAGGCCAAAACAGUUCCAGCUACUGCUGGAUUUGGACACGAUUGCUGGGAAAUCAGCCAAUCCAAUUUAAUCAAAGGCAAAUUAGUAGGUUCUGGUUGUUUUGGAAAUGUAUACGAGGCUUUAUGGAAGAGCAACAUUGUGGCUGUCAAAGUGAUGAAACUUGAUACUAUGUCGGAGGACAACUUCAUUGAAGAGGCUAAAACAAUGACGCAACUUAACCACCCCAACCUGGUGCAAUUGUAUGGUGUUGUAACCAAAGCUAAACCACUUGCUAUUAUCUUGGAAUACAUGCAGCAUGGUUCUCUCAAACAACACCUGAAAAACAACAAAUCUUUAAUUUUGUACCAAACUGAAAAACUUAUUGGGUUUUGUAUGGAUAUCUGUAAAGGAAUGAAGUACUUGGAGUCUAAAAAUUUCGUCCACCGAGACUUAGCAGCCAGAAACUGCCUGGUUGGCAGUAACUAUGUGGUCAAGGUGGGAGAUUUCGGGUUGACACGUUAUGUCAUCAAUGAUCUGUACAACAGUUCCUCUUGUGCUAAACUUCCUGUAAAAUGGGCAUCACCAGAAGUUUUUCAGUUUUAUAGAUUCAGCAGCAAAUCUGAUGUUUGGGCUUUUGGAGUUCUAAUGUGGGAAAUCUUUACUUGUGGUGAAGAACCAUAUGCUGAUAAAUCCAACACUGAGGUCCUUGAGUUGGUCUGUAGUAGCAGUGCCCGGCUGGAGAAGCCUACUACUUGUCCAAAGGAUAUAUAUCAAGAAAUGAGAAUGUGCUGGAAGAAAAACCCAGAUGAACGAUAUUCAUUUUCUACUCUACGAGAAAACUUAAGUAAUUUAUUGGAACUAUUCAUCACCCAAACUUAAAUGAAUUUUUUAAAAAAUGUGGCUGCAACCAGAAAUAUGAAUUAUAAAACAUACUUCUCUUCUUCACGAACAACACAAAAUAUCUCUUGCCGGUGAUGUUGGUUUUGUUUUCUACUGUUUUUGUCUGUUUUUUUCCUUCUUUCAUUUUCUCUUCAUUUCUGUCAAAUUGUGACAGUAUUGUGGCAGAAAUCAUAAUACAAAACUUUUAAUGCAAUGCACAUUUUGAAAGAAACAUUAAAAAACAGUAAAAGCAACGUUUAAACAAACAAAAAUUUAAAAAAUAUGAAUUUUUAUUUUUUGACUGGGGUAAAAAUAUAUUACUGUAAAUUUUUUGGUUUUUUUUACUACUUAAUCGACAAAAGGAAAUGAUACUAAAAUGAUAGAAAGUUUAAAAUGAUCAAAAUACAACUGUCUAUCUAUCUUUCUACCUACCUAUCUAUCUUUCUACCUAUCUAUCU